Molecule: messenger RNA, 6875 nt
Organism: Culex pipiens pallens (northern house mosquito)
Lineage: Eukaryota; Metazoa; Arthropoda; Insecta; Diptera; Culicidae
Product: roundabout homolog 2-like
Exons: 6
Coding region: 739-3984 (1081 amino acids)
Biological process (GO): axon guidance; cell adhesion
Cellular component (GO): plasma membrane
Molecular function (GO): protein binding
Source: RefSeq, a predicted model, not a curated record
CUGUUCGUAGAAUGAUUUCAACUGCGGAAAAGUGUGUACAUGUUGUUUUGGGAGUGUUUUCUUAAAAAAAUGAUUUUUCACGUUUCCGUCGGUUUUGGAACUCGAAAAUGGUCCGAAAAUGCGAUUAGGAACGCGCUACAGUGUUUGAACGAUGCAUGAAGUCGUUUUUAAGCCGCGGUAUUGUGUUUAAUAAGUGAUUGUCCGUACACUCAUUAUUAAUGGCAGGCGAUCAUGUUCUGGUUAGUGCCUGACGUAUUGAGGAAAAAGUUUUUUUUUUUGCAAGCUGUGGAAAAAAUAGAAGUUUGGAAGUGGAAAGCGAGUGCGUGAAAAAAGAGAGCGAAUGCAUCACCAGAAACAUAUUGCGGGGGUUUAAUUUUAAGUAAAAGUUGUGUUUCUAUUCAGCAAUGAAUGUUUUUAUCUCUGCAAAAUUGGGUACAAAUUGUUUUCUUAGAAUUAUAAUCGAUCAAAUUUGCCAGACUUAUUGCUGAUUUAUAAUUUAGUGUUUUUCAUGUUUUUAGUAUGCAAAAAACAGUGAAAAUUAUGUUAAGAGUAUGUGAACUGGAAAAUGCCGUGAUUUCCUCAAUCUAACAGUGAAAAUAUGAUUAAUUGUUUAUUUGGCUGGUAAAUGUCAAAGGAUUCAAAAAAAGGUGAAAAAAGUGAAUAUUGGCCAACCAUUUGUGCAGUUUGAGAGAGAAAAUUCAAUUCAAGGAUAGGCGAAAAACAACAACAAAGAUAAGGAUGGAUCAAUGCUCAAGCCUGCUGCUGUCUGCUUUGUUGAGCACGAUAAUCAUCGGCGGUUUAUAUAAUCCAGUAGAAGCGCAACUUCGACCGCGGAUAAUCGAACAUCCGGCAGAUGCAGUGGCUGCCAAAGAAGAACCGCUUACACUAAAUUGCAAAGCUGCAGGACGUCCUCCGCCGGAAAUUACCUGGUACCAUAAUGGAUCACCGCUUGGUCUUUCCGAUCGACGUGUUAUUUUACCAGAGGGUUCACUAUUCUUUUUAAAAGUAAUGCAAAAUAAACGAGAACAAGACGCAGGUGUGUACCAUUGUGAGGCACAAAACUCAGCUGGAGUGGCAGUCAGUAGAAAUGCAACUCUGCAAAUUGCAAUGCUCAAAGAUGAGUUCAGAGCGAUUCCCAAAGAUACCGUUGCUCUUGUGGGAGGUCCUGUUAUCCUCAAUUGUACUCCUCCUAGAGGCAUACCAGAGCCGUCAGUGUUGUGGAUAAAGGAUGGCAAAUUGCUGGAUAUAAGUGGCAAACGAUUAUCGAUGGUAGAUUCAGGUAGUUUGAUGAUAUCAGAAAUCCAACCUAAUGAUACUGGAAAGUAUGAGUGCUCAGCACAGAGUAUGGCAGGUACCAAGACAACACCGCCAGCUUAUUUGAAGGUACUGGCACCUCCCACAAUUGUGAAAAGUCCUCACGAUACAGAGGUACUCGAAGGUGAAGGAUUUGAUCUACCAUGUGAACUGGCUGGUGAUCCAAAGCCGGUUGUAACUUGGCGCAAAGAAAGUGGCCGCCUUCCUGAAGGGCGAUCUCGGAAACUGUUGGAUAACACAUUGAGAAUAGAAGAUGCCCGGCAAGAUGACGAGGGAAAGUACAUCUGCGAGGGACAUAACGAGGGCGGAAAUGUGACCAUAUCCGUUUACUUGUACGUUUACGAAGCGCCUACAUUUUUGGAAGCCCCAGUCGACGUCGUUAUUCGGGAAGGGGAAGGAAUCACGCUACCAUGUCGGGCAAAAGGUAGACCAACAGUGCGAAUACUGUGGGAUCGAAUUGAUAAGCCACAUGUUAACAAUACAAGCAGCGGUCCUCAAAGCCAACCACUGUUAAGUCACAAGCCCAUGGAAAAGUCAAAGCGAAGCAUUGUGCUUAAAACAUCAUCUAACCAUAUUCGCUCCUUCGCACCCGAGUCUUUCGGAAACUGGUCAAUUAAGAUCGAACCUGUAUCAGAAAAGACGCUGUUUCAGCUGCCACAUUCUUCCCGAAUACAUUUGGUUCGGAGCAAACGAGAAUCUGUAGAGCCCAGUAUCGAAAUGGAAGCGAUCUCCAGUACUGUUCCGUCUCCUCAAAGUAACAGUGUUGCUCAUUUCGAAGACAACGGAGGACUCACGCUAAAAGCCGUUGGCAAAGGUGAUGAAGGGUGGUACGCUUGUGCAGCCAUCAAUGAAGCCGGUAGCAUCGUGAAGAAGAUUUUCAUCAAAGUUUUAGACAAAGAUGAAUCACUAGAAGCACGGAAGGAACAGAUUCAUACGUACGACCAAAGCCGAUGGGUCAGCGAACAGUUUAUUGUCCUGAACAAUGUGUUUACCAUCUCUGCCAGCUCGAUUGGUGUUUCGUGGGACGUUACCGACAGUGCGACCAAAAUGCCUUUGAGAAUGUACUACCGAAUAGCCAACGAACCGAUGAGUAGCUUUCUUUACAACUCAUCAUUUGAAAGCCAAGUUACCACCAGCAAUCUGAAAGAAUUCACUCUGAACGAUUUACGCCCAUUCACCGAGUACGAAAUAUUUGCCAGCAUUCCGGAAGGUUUGUCCGGAUCGGUUUCUAAUAUCCGGCAGGGCAAAACAUUGGACGGAGCUCCGUCCGCUGCUCCCACGGAUGUGAGAGUUGGUGUUAUAAACACGACAGCUGCUUUCGUACGUUGGUCACCACCACCUACGCAUUUGCUAAAUGGAGAGCUCACAGGGUAUAAGAUUCAAAUCAAAUCCAACGCUACCAACAAAGUUUUGGGUCAAAUGGUGUUGAACUCAACCACCCAGUCGGUGGUGAUCAACAGUUUAACGCCAGGUGGAAUGUACAUUGCAAAAGUGGCUAGUUUAACUGCCGGUGGAAUUGGACCCUACAGUUUACCGACUACGUUGCAUAUGGACCCACAGAAUAUUGUCAGGACCGACCCUACUCCAAGCUACUGGAUGUCUUCGUGGAUGUCCGGCACCGCACUCGUAAUUCUUUGCGUCUGUCUGAUUGGAGGGGCGGUAUUUGCCAUCUUUUGGACCGUUCGCAAAAAGCAAAGCGUAAAGGCAUCAUAUCCUGGCCCAUCCGUGACGACAAUUAUCCCAGAUAAGCAGCACACACUUUGGUUGCAUGGAAAUACGCUGGUGAAGCCAUCGCAUUCGUUGGACCCUCCGAGUACGUCGGAAUAUGCUGAGCUUACAAACAACACACAAAAUAUCAAAAACAACACCUGCAUACCUCCGGAGCCGUACGCAACAGUGACACUGCAACGUGGGGGAACAGUUUCGGAAGAGUCGUGCAUGAAGUGCAGUCCUGUGUCCAGUGAAUAUAAUGCCCCCCUCAGGGAGCCAAUCAACAUAUCAGAUGUGCUGCCUCCUCCACCAGACCACCCAUACGGUACAUACCGCCCACCGAUGACGAUCAGAACCAAUCCUGCCGCUUUGUCACCCCAAAUGAUGCGCAAGAAUCACGCUCCACCCCCAAUGCCGAACCGGUGGGACACGAUGCCCCCUCCGAUUCCAAGCUUCCCACAGAAUUGGAUUCGUCCUCAUCAUCCUGCUGCUAUGACGAUGAAUAAUGGUGAAAUGUACUCCGAGAACGACUACGAAAGUGGAUCGGUGCUGUACGAGCAAUGCUUCCGCCCAGAUCAACAGGUAAACUACUUCAGCCAAGCUGGAGAGCCAACAGAAGAAUUUUACCGUCACAUGAACAUGGAGUUUGCCGAGGACAUGGGCUUCGAACCGGCGAGUCCACCUGCUCCCUGUCCAGAGACACCCUUCAACAGUAAAUAUCUCACAGGUGGUACCACCGAUAGCCCAAUUAUUGCGCGGAAAAUAGGCAUCAAUACAACGUCUAGAGGCCACCUCAUAAACAGUGUAUCCAGUAAUAGCAACAAUUACGUCAGCCAACAUAGCGCUGGGCAAAGCUCCGAAAGCGACAGCGACAACCGGUGGGCUCCUGCUCGGACGAAACGUAGCAGAAGUAGAUCCAAAAGUAGUGAUAGAAAAUACAAUCGCACUCUUAUUCGAUAAAGUUACCACUAUCAACUACGUAAUACAUUUCUAGACUAAACAAUGCUAAAACUCAACUCUAAUUAUAUCAUAACGAAAAACAAAAAAAAAACAAAGAUUCACCCUUUCUCUGAAUUAACAAAAAACAAGCAGCAAACUAAAAAAAACUGCUAUAACAACUUUCUCUGUAGCAUCAUUAACUUUUACCUAACAAAACCAGAUAAAACAAACUAAAACGAAAAAAAAAUAUUUCGAAGUCCCGCAGGAGCUGUACACUUACCAACGCAAACUCCACAUUUCCUCCCUCUCCUCCAAGUAAGCUUUAGGGACCUCAAAAAUAACACUAAAAACACACACUACCACAACAAAAAACUAGUUUAACAAAUCAACCACGAGAAACAAACUGAUGAUUGGUAAAAUUUUAUUGGACGCACUCACAAGUUAUCACUUCGUUCAAAUGAUUUGCAGUUGUAUUUAUUUUUGUUGUCCCAGCAACAUAUUUUCAUUGAUGUCAAAUUAUUUACAAGUUGGUGUCAACGCUCUCUUAUAUCAUAUUUUAGCUGUUUAUUUGAUUAUUCAAAAGUUACUAAAAAAACAACCAAACUACAAAUUCCAUGCUGACAGAUUAGGCUUGGAAUGUCCAACAACACUCACGUCAAAAAUAUAUGGAAAAGUAAACAAAAAAGUUAUUUUUUUUCUUAUACCUUAAAAUUUAGUUUUUUUAUGAAAUAUAAAACAAUAUGCCGAUUUUACAACGUUCAUUUACACUCGAAAAUAAAUUGACCAAAAACGCUUCCAAACCCGAUAAAAUUCGAGUCACCAUGUGUGUGUUUUUAACAAUUGUUGGAUUAUUCAAGCCUAGUCUGACACCUUUUUGAAACAUCAAAUCUUAUUUACCAAUUCAAGUUUACAAAGCAAACGUCAUCAAGAGAGCGAACAGCGUAUAAACAUACUAAUUGUGCCAUGAAAACCGCGUGGAACAGGGUAGUUGAUUGUAACACAUCCGCCCAUCCACGCCCUAGGAAAACCCAAAAGGUUAAACUCAACCUAAAUACAGUAACGUGAUGCAACAAUGACAAAAUACCAAAUACAAUGGUAGGAAAGGAGCAAAAGCAAAGAUGUAAAAAAAUAAUGUUGGUAGUAAAUAUGCAUUAAGUUAAAUACAAAAUUACGGAGAAACAAAACGUCGAAAACUCUGUAUAGUUUAUUUAUUUGCAUUUUGUUUGCAAGGCAGAAUGACCGAUGUGUUCUUAUUUUCGUGUAUUUAAAAAAAGUCAAAUGGAAAACGAUAAGUUUGCGAGUACAACGUUUUCGGGUCGAUUUAUUUCAAGUUUGAUGUUUGCAGACAAAUCGCGGAAAUGUAUGAAAUUACAAAAUGAACAUAUAAUUCACAUUCAAAAUUUUGACACAAGCGAACAAAAAAUCAAAACAUAUGACACAAAUGACGCGAAAAUAUCAACUGUGAUAAACAAAAACUAAAAUAAUGAAAACACAAAUAAUUGAGUAACUAUAUCUAACUUUAAAGGAGGAAUGAAGUAAACCACGAAAUGAAAAUGCACAUGAAUACAAAUACACUCAUUCACAAAGUACACGAAACACACACAAAAAAACACAAAAUCACAUGAAAAAUACUGCAAACAAGCGAAGAGGAGUUAAUGCCAUUCAAAACUCUGAUCACAUUUGUCAAAGAUUUUUAUUGCACAAUAUUGGAAGGUAUUAUCAACAACCAAUAUAAUGGUAAAAAUAUUAUAUUUAGACCGGAUUGGACGGCAGAACAAUGCAUUAUAAUUACAUUAAUUAAUUUAUUGCCUUAAUAGUAGCUAUUACGAUAAAUUGACAAGAAAAUGGAGAAGUGAAAGAACAAAGCAGCAAAAUAUAUGUAUUAAAUGCAAUAAUCCAAGCAUAAUCAACUUAUUAAUAAAAGCAUACAACAAAAUAACAUAUAAGCAAAAAGUAGAGGGUAAAGAACAGAAAAAAAACUCAAGAAGACUUAUUUUACAUUAUUAUUAGCAAAUAUCACUAGAGACAUUAGAUUCAUAGAGAAUAAAUAACAAACAAAAAGGAAAACAAUACAAAGCUAAACUAAAAACCAAUUCAAUUCUAUUAUCUAACAAAGACAAGCCACAACAGAAAUGAACCAUUUAUAUUAUUCCCGUGUAGAAGAAUACAAAAAACAUCAUGCAUCAUCUCCUAGUUACUCAAUUUAUCACUAAACACACUUCAUCGAUGAAUAUAGAAACAAAAAAGUCACUUUCUCUCCAAUUCUUUGGUAAACAACAAACGCAAUGCGUUAAAAAAUGUUUUCUCUUUGUUCCUAGAAAGUGUUGAAAUAUUGAAUUUAGAAAGCAGUAUUCAAUAAAUUACCCAUUUUUGAAUUGAAACCUAUUUUGCCAGAAAUGUUGCUUCUAUAAAUUUCACAAACAUUUCCAUUUACCAAAGAUUGAAAACAUAAAAAAAUCUCAUGCAUUCGUUUUUUUUUUGUUUAAGAAAAACACUAACCGAUAAAUCUAAAUUAGUACAUAAGAAAGGGUUUGUUAAUUUUGCGAAAGCUGCGGCUAAACGAUGCCAGGAAAAAAUUCCAACCAUAACUAAACAAAACAACAACAAAAAUAAUACGCGCGUAUAUAUCUCCAAGCCAUAUUAUUCGCAUUUUUUCGCUUUAAUGCUAUCUCUAUUACAUAUAUAGUAAUCUCAUAAACAAGUAAGAACAAAAUGAUGCAUAGUUAAGUAGAGAAAAAAGAAACAACAAAAGCGUGAAACGGAAAAAAGAAAAAAAACAUACAGAAGCUAGAGAGUUUGGCCAUAUUUUACUUUUACUUUUGUGUUUAACAAAUUUUAGAUACUAGUUUUUAAAAAGGGAAAACAAAAUCGAGACAAAUUACAAAAAAAAAUAAUACUAGAAAUAAAAUGAA